Molecule: messenger RNA, 680 nt
Organism: Dendronephthya gigantea
Lineage: Eukaryota; Metazoa; Cnidaria; Anthozoa; Malacalcyonacea; Nephtheidae
Product: nudC domain-containing protein 2-like
Exons: 4
Coding region: 6-473 (155 amino acids)
Biological process (GO): protein folding
Cellular component (GO): cytoplasm
Source: RefSeq, a predicted model, not a curated record
GCAAGAUGGUGGACUUCGAUGAAAAAAGUGGAGUCAUCUGGAGUUCAACUGAAUGGGGAUGCUGGGGUCAAACUAUCGAGGAAGUUUUUAUAAAAGUUAACCUACCUGAAAAUACCACGUCUAAACAAGUCGUGUGCAAAACUACAGCGCGAUCGAUCAAAUGUGCAGUGGGAGGCCAAGUGGUUUUUGAGGGACAAACCUUUGCCGCUGUACUUUGUGACGAAACUAUAUGGACGAUAGAGGAUAAGAAACUGCUCAACAUUGUUUUGAUAAAAUCGCAACGAAAGGCGAGCGAGUGUUGGAAAUCUCUGCUGGUCGACCAAUAUACAGUUGACCCUUUCACUUUCUCGGAAAUGGAAAAGAAAUUGACUCUAGAAAGGUUCCACAGCGAGAACCCAGGAUUUGAUUUCAGUGGAGCAGAGAUCAGCGGGAAUUAUCAGCAAGGUGGACCGAAGUUACCAAAUCGCGACUAAAGCCAUAAACGGAAGUCGUAAAGCCGUACGAACCACAGACGGAAUUCAUCAGGGUUAAGGGGAGAAUUGGGGUUAUAAACACGGUCAGGGGCGGACUUGCAUUGCACAAGCUAAGGACCCAGCAAAUAUACAAGUGUCUUCAUAAUAGCUGUCAGCAAUAACAAUCGCUAUAUUGUAGAAUGUAUAUUUUCAUUAUUAAAAUAUUUG